Molecule: messenger RNA, 2595 nt
Organism: Danio aesculapii
Lineage: Eukaryota; Metazoa; Chordata; Actinopteri; Cypriniformes; Danionidae
Product: protocadherin Fat 4-like
Exons: 6
Coding region: 1-2595 (864 amino acids)
Biological process (GO): homophilic cell-cell adhesion
Cellular component (GO): plasma membrane; catenin complex
Molecular function (GO): cadherin binding; calcium ion binding
Source: RefSeq, a predicted model, not a curated record
AUGGGCGAUGGCCUUUUUCUUCUCAAUCCACAUUCUGGAGAAUUCCUCCUGUCCCGUGCUCUGGAUUUUGAGCUGGAGCACAACUACAUCUUAACUGCUGGAGCUCAGCAGGGGGGCAGUGAGCUUAUCAGGGUCAGGGUUUACUUCAAUGUGAUUAAUGUCAAUGACAACCCACCGGUGUUCAGCCAGAAUGCUUUCUAUGCCUCCAUACCGGAAGACUCACCUGUUGGGAUGUGCUUCCUAAGUAUUUAUGGAGAAGUGGAGUUAGCGGUCACAUCUGGAGAUCUUGAGAAUAAGUUCUCAAUAAAUCAAGAGGGAGCUCUGUGCCUAAACGCUGAAUUAGACAGAGAAACAUAUGCAAUGUACAGCCUUAUUGUCCAAGCCCAUGAUCAUGCUUUACCCACAGAGACUCAACUCACAAGCUCAGUGCAUGUUACCGUCUAUCUUAUGGAUGUCAAUGACAACCCCCCACUUAUCACAACACCCAGUACUGUUAGUUUUCCAGAGAACGCACCUCUUCAUUCUGCUGUGACAGUCGUACAGGCCACAGAUGCUGAUGCUGGAUCUAAUGUGCUUGUUGAAGAUGUCAACGACCACAAUCCAGAGUUCACUCAGAGCUCUUACAGCCUUUCAAUAUAUGAGGAUGUAUCUCGUGGAACAAGUAUACUAAAAGUUGAUGCAAGCGAUUGUGAUAUUGGGCCGAAUGGACUGGUCCGGUUUUCUAUCUCAGAGAGUGGGUUCAUGGUGGACUCUGUUUUAGGUAUAGUCUUAGUGAUAGAGAAGAUGGACCGAGAAAAGACACCUUUCUACAGCUUUUCAGUCUUUGCAGAAGACCAGGGAGAUGUUCAAAGAUCCACCACUGCAACUAUCAACAUCACAAUCCUAGACGUCAAUGACUGCAUGCCUAUUUUUUCACCAGAAUCCCUUAUUUACAUGUUUUGGAAAAUGGAGAGGACUCUUCUCAGCAAACACAUCAGAUAUUCUUUAGCGGGUCUCGAUUUUCCAUUUUUAAUCAAUGCAACAUCUGGGGAUUUGUUCACUGUAAGUGCUUUGGACAGAGAGACAGUGCCUUUCUACAGAUUUUUGGUUAUCGUCAGUGAUGGUCAUCCCACAAUGCCUCUUUCCAGCUCAGCUGCUGUUGUGGUAACAAUUGAUGAUGUGAAUGAUAACUUCCCAUCAUUUCUAUAUGGACCAUAUGUGGCCAAUAUACCUUUUGGGUUAACCAAAGGAUCAGUUGUUUGCACAGUGAUGGCAGAAGAUGCAGAUGUUGAAUUGAAUGCAAAACUAAACUUUUCUCUGCAAGGUCAACAUGCCCAUCUCUUCUCCAUUAACUCUCACACGGGAACAGUGUUCAUUUCAGAUUCAAUAAGUAGAAGAAAUGACAUCACAGUUGAUGUUCAUGUGCAGGAUGGAGCAGAAAUGGCAAAAAUGGACACAACAACCUUGACUGUCAGAUUUUGGAAUGACUCAUACUUUCCUCAAAUUGCAGUCCAGGUUAAUAAGAACAUUCUCUUUGAGGACACACCCAUCGAUACCUUAGUGGCCAUUGUGACUGCAGAAACAUUGAGAAAUGCAACAGUGUAUUUCUAUCUGCCCUCUGGAAACUUUGGGGAGGUUUUUGAGCUUCAUCCCAGCACUGGCGAGUUGACUAUCAAGGAUGCCUUAGAUUUUGAAACCAACAUGUAUUUUCAUCUAAUAGUUGAAGCCAGAGACUCAGGAAUACCACCUUUUUCUUCAUAUGCUGAACUUCAUUUGAAUAUCAGCGACGUGAAUGACAACCCACCAGUGUUCUCACAAGACAUCUACAGAUGUGAAGUGUAUGAAAACAUGGCUUCAAGUAGGGUGUGUAAUGUGUUAGCAAAGGAUGCGGAUUCUGGAGUGUUUGCAGAAGUGCUGUACUUUAUUCUGGAUGGUAACAUUGAGAGCACAUUUAAAAUAGACAAAAAUCGAGGCACUCUUUCCACAACAAAACGUUUAGAUAGAGAACAAAUACCAUAUUAUAAGUUCUCCAUAAAGGCUAUUGAUAAAGAAAACAACAGCCUUUUGGCCGUAGCAUCAAUAAUUGUUAAAGUUCUUGACACAAAUGAUCAUGCGCCUCGAUUCGCAAAGAUUUUCAUCACAGAGGUUCCUGAGAAUGCUCCCAUUGGCUUUUCAGUUAUUCAGAUUGUUGCUACUGAUGAAGAUGCUGGUCUGAAUGCUGUCAUUGAGUAUACAAUCAUUGGCCAUAACAGUGAGUUUCCAUUCAACAUUGAUAAAACCACUGGCACUUUAUUUGUAUCGCAUCCUUUGGACAGAGAAGAUCAGGAUCAUUAUAUAGUGAAGAUUAAUGCCAAUGAUUCUGCUUGGAGCAUCAGCACAGACGUCACCAUAGACAUUAUAGAUGUCAACGACAACACGCCAAUCUUCUCUCAACCAGUAUACUCUGUCACUAUCCCUGAGAUGAAGAUUCAUGAAGUUUUCAUUUUACAAGUUAGUGCUACUGACAGAGAUCUUGGUGAGAACUCUCAGAUACUCUACUUCAUCAACCCACCAAAUGAACUUUUUUUUGUGAAUGUAUCAACCGGGGAAAUUUCAAACAAACAGCCCAUUCUCUAG